GUGGAUGUUUUGAGUUUUUUUACCAUAACUAUGUCAAGUUUUGGCACGUAUCCAAACAAAAAGAAAGAAAAGUGUUGGUACAUUACAAUUAUGCCGGUGAACUUUUUAUCAAUUGGCACCUUCUCCCUCAGAAGUACAUGGUGUGAUUGUGGAUUCAAAACCCUCUUGCAUGUGUGACUUACUAAUAGAGAAAAAACAUGUUUCAUUAAAAUUAUGGCUUGCCUUUUACUCCAUGAUCCUCUUAAUCUCUCUUUACAGAAAUAAUGCAGAGGAGGCAUUACAGAAAUUGAAUGGCACAGUAAUUGGCAAACAAACUGUGCGUCUUUCUUGGGGUCGCAAUCCAGCAAAUAAACAGUUUAGAGCAGAUUAUGGCAACCAAUGGAGUGGGGCAUACUAUGGAGGGCAGCUUUAUGAUGGUUAUGGAUAUGCUUUGCCACCACCUCAUGACCCAAGCAUGUAUGCUACACCAUUUGCUGCAUAUGGAGCUUACCCCAUUUAUGGAAACCAACAACAAGUGAGCUGAAGGAACUGCACGAGUAGUUCUAGAAAUUAGACAAUAUCACGCUUAACUGGGCGAAAUUUCUUCAUUUCUCUAUAAGUUGAGUGGUUCUGUAGAAUUCUUAAGAAAAUCCCUCCAAAUGUGGAGUGGAACUGAAUUUUGACAGACUGAACUAAUUUUGUAGGGAUUUGACUAAUGAUUUAUUUACAAA
Messenger RNA from Quercus lobata, 710 nucleotides. RefSeq names its product polyadenylate-binding protein RBP47C-like. The record is from RefSeq and is a predicted model, not a curated record. NCBI's taxonomy places the organism in Eukaryota, Viridiplantae, Streptophyta, Magnoliopsida, Fagales, Fagaceae. The transcript has 2 exons. Gene Ontology annotation, molecular function: nucleic acid binding. Bases 170 to 523 code for a protein of 117 amino acids.